UCUUCCAUUUUGCAUCACAUUCGCUCUUGUAUUGAAUCUCUCUGCGAAACCCUCUUUCGAAGAGAGAGAGAGAGAGAGAGAGAGAGAGAGAGAGAGAGAGAGAGAAUGUUCCAUUCGAAGAAACCUUCAAGUAUGAGUUCAUCGUCUCAUGAGAACAGACCGAUGUGCGUUCAGGGGGAUUCGGGUCUUGUCCUAACCACCGACCCAAAACCACGUUUGCGUUGGACAGUCGAACUCCACGAGCGUUUCGUCGACGCAGUCACCCAACUCGGCGGCCCCGACAAGGCAACUCCGAAGACGAUCAUGAGAGUUAUGGGUGUGAAGGGUCUCACUCUUUACCAUCUAAAGAGCCAUCUUCAGAAAUUCAGACUGGGAAAGCAGCCGCAUAAAGAGUACAAUGAUCACUCCGCAAAGGACGGCCCGAGAGCUUCGGCGUUGGAUCUUCACCGGAACACUGCUUCGUCCUCCGGCAUGAUGAGGCACAGCAUGAACGACAACUCACACAUGGUUGAUGCAAUUAGGAUGCAAAUGGAAGUGCAGAGAAGGUUACACGAACAAUUAGAGGUGCAACGACACCUUCAACUAAGGAUUGAAGCACAAGGAAAAUACAUGCAGUCCAUAUUGGAGAAAGCUUGCCAAACACUAGCCGGCGAGAACAUGGCGGCAGCGGCCGCAGCAGUAGCCGGAGGAGGAGGAGGAUACAAGGGCAAUUUGGGAAUUAGUUCAGCUUUCCCAGCCUCGGGCCCACCUCCUCUCAGCUUCCCACCCUUUCAAGACCUCAAUAUAUACGGAAACACCGAUCAACUCGACCAGCAUUUUCGUCAAAACAUAGAGAACAAUUUCACCACCGGAGCGGAUACCAACAUUUACUUGGGGAAGAAGGGACCGAACCCUUUUGGUACAGAUGUCGGAAAGAGCAUGUUGAUGUGGCCGGAAGAUCAUCUCGGCCGGCUGCAUGAUCUCGGACUCCCACCGGCCUCUUCUUGCCAGCUCGACGAACAUCAGAUCCAGAUUCAGAUGGCUUCACAUGUUUCACCGGAUUUGGAUUCUCUGUCAGAUAUUUACAAUGCGAAGUCUGGUUUGUCGGGAGAUGGAUUGUGUGAGAAGAAGAUUGAAGCAAAUGGUGGGAAAUUACCCGAAAGGCCUUCUCCUAGAAGAUCGCCAUUGAGCCCUAUGAUGAACCCUAAUGGUGGGAUGUCAGCACAAGGAAGGACCUCGCCGUUUGGGUGAGAUACGUAAUCGAUUUGUUAUUAAUAGAUCGAUGUUAAGUCGUCAUGAAAUCGUGAACGAGAUCUAUAUAUAUAUAUAUAUCGUUCAUGAAGUUAGAGGUUUCGCAAUGAGGAGCAAUUAAACUCUUGUGCGGUUGAUGUUAUUUUUUGUUGUUGGAGUUGUAACGAUACUGAUUUGUUGUUAUAAUAUAUGUAUUCAUUAGACUCUC
This is a messenger RNA of Tarenaya hassleriana, 1438 nucleotides long. RefSeq names its product myb family transcription factor APL-like. The transcript is spliced from 6 exons. NCBI's taxonomy places the organism in Eukaryota, Viridiplantae, Streptophyta, Magnoliopsida, Brassicales, Cleomaceae. Gene Ontology annotation, molecular function: DNA-binding transcription factor activity; DNA binding. The record is from RefSeq and is a predicted model, not a curated record. Bases 106 to 1230 code for a protein of 374 amino acids.